Dentiscutata heterogama is the source of this 528-nucleotide messenger RNA. Lineage: Eukaryota; Fungi; Glomeromycota; Glomeromycetes; Diversisporales; Gigasporaceae. The record is from the annotation of a GenBank genome assembly.
AUGGAAAUUCCUGAUAUCGAUAUUAAUAAUAUAAUCCAGUGUGAUAUUUGUUAUAAUUCGUCAAGUGAUACUGGAUUUAUUUAUCCUUUACCAUGUGAUUGUAAGAAUAACGUAUGUAAAUCUUGUGUUAAAAAUAUAAAGAAAAAAAAUGGCAAAGAAACAAAAUGUCCUUUUUGUAAUAAAAAAAAAUUCAAUGAAAACGGAGAAGUUACAAGACAAGAAGAAGAAAAUGAACUGAAUAUAUUUUUUACGAUUAUCUGUAUUCGUGUUGACCUUAGACUUCGAUAUGAGAAUGAGUUGGCGAUUUUAGAAACAAAAUAUGAAAAUUUUAAAGAGUGUUGUACUUUUAAUUAUGAAAGUAAUAUAGAUGAAUUGAAUAAUAAUGAAGAUUAUGGAGAUGACUUAAAAAAAGAAAAACGAGAAAUGCUUUUAAUUAAUUAUAAUAUAUCAUUAGAAAAGUUAAAUAAAUCAAAAGAAAAAGAAAUUAAUAGUUUAAAAAUGAAAUAUAGAAUUUUAGCAAUAAAUUAA